Molecule: messenger RNA, 1101 nt
Organism: Fusarium keratoplasticum
Lineage: Eukaryota; Fungi; Ascomycota; Sordariomycetes; Hypocreales; Nectriaceae
Exons: 1
Coding region: 1-1101 (366 amino acids)
Source: RefSeq, a predicted model, not a curated record
AUGUCCUCCGAACCGUCUGACACCGCCGAGGCCGGCCACAACGACUCGGCUCCCAAAGCCCCCAAGACUUCUUCGAAGACUUCGACUACGACCGACAUCCUCAAUGCCUUGCGCAAAGAAGAAAAGCGUAUCAUCCGUUGCAUCCUCCCGGAGGCCAAGAAGCACCCCGAACUAUACGAAAAGGUCAUCGCCAAGAUCAGAUCAAGCAAAAUCAGCCAGCCAAAGAGGUGGAGGGAGAGUGGCUACAUCAGGAACUUCAUCGGCUGGCUGGCCUUGACCAAUAAGGGUGCCCGUCCUGAUCUUGAGGACGCCGUCACCGUCUUGGCCAUCUUUGAUUGCUACUCGAGCAACGCGCCCUCCAACCUCCGCACGGGGCUUGCUGAACACGGCCUGCGAGAGUGGGCGAUCAGGAAGUUGAAGGAUGUGCAAGCCUCGACCGAGCAAGGCUCGUCAGAGACGCCUCGUACACCCCCGAAGGCACCCAAGGUCAAGCAGGAGACUAUCCUGCCUUCAAUCGAGUUCGACCAAAUCGCGCCUCGUGCCUCUUCCACCGCUACUCAGGGGCUGAAGAGACCAGCCGAUGACCCCCAAACCGAGCAUCCGCCCAAGCGAACAGUUUCCAAGGCCGAAUACGAGGCUCUCGCAGCCCGAGUAGCCAGAAUUGAUGAGGCCGUAACUACACGUCUGCCAAUAAUCAGUUCCCGCAGCUUCGGAACCCAGACCUCACCUCCUCCAACAGAGACCACCAUGAAGCUGAUCUCUUCCAUUACCGAACAGCAAGGGAAGCACAAUCGAGCACUUGCCGAACACAGUCGAGUCCUCCGCGAGCAAGGUCGAGCACUUGUCGACCUCCCCUCCACGAUCCGCGAGAUCGUCCGCCAAGAGAUCCAACGAACAAUCGCUCCCGUGUCGAGCGACACCAGCAUCUUCCAGCGCUCACCGGCCCACGGGCAAUCCUACACCGUCAUCGCCAACCAGCCAGCGCCCUCGUACGCGUUCGACACCGCCGGCGACUUCCAGAUGGUGGAGGCUCCUCAGGGGCGAGCCGCAGGCAGCAGAUUCAACGCCAGAUGCCUCCAGCCAGGGGUGUUUGACUUUUGA